GGUACACUCAUUCUCAUAUUUAUUUAUGAGACACACUCACUGUAUAUAAAGAGAACCAAUGCACCCCAAUUCUCAUUCCCCCUCACUUUUGGGUUCAAAGUGAUUGCUGACUCCUUAUUUCCUAGUUCCGUCUUUCCUUUGCACAACACAGCAUACACCUUCGCCUAUAGCUACUCUCUCUUCCUUCAAUUCAAUUCCUCAACUCUCUAGCUCUUAUGGAAACUCAACACCAACAACCCACCAUCAAGUCUAGGUUCAGACGCAUCUGUGUCUACUGUGGUAGCAGCCCUGGCAAAAACCCUAGCUAUCAGCUCGCUGCUAUUCAGCUCGGAAAACAACUGGUGGAGAGGAACAUUGACUUGGUUUAUGGAGGGGGAAGCAUAGGGUUGAUGGGUCUAAUCUCACAAGUUGUGUAUGAUGGUGGACGCCACGUGUUAGGGGUGAUUCCAAAGACUCUUAAUGCAAAAGAGAUAACUGGAGAGAGUGUUGGAGAAGUGAGAGCUGUAUCGGGCAUGCACCAACGCAAAGCCGAAAUGGCCCGACAAGCCGAUGCAUUUAUUGCACUGCCAGGUGGAUAUGGCACCCUUGAAGAACUACUGGAAAUUAUCACCUGGGCUCAACUAGGUAUCCAUGAUAAACCGAAUUGGUUGCAGGUGGGGUUGUUGAACGUGGAUGGGUACUACAACUCGCUGCUGGCAUUCAUGGACAAAGCUGUGGACGAAGGUUUCGUAACACCAGCUGCCCGUCACAUUAUUGUUUCUGCCCACACUGCCCAAGAUCUCAUGUGCAAACUUGAGGAAUAUGUCCCCGAGCACUGUGGUGUUGCCCCCAAACUAAGUUGGGAGAUGGAGCAACAGUUAGUUAACACUGCAAAGUCAGAUAUUUCCCGUUGACUAACCAAAUAAUAUUAAUCUUCUUCAAGCUCACUAAUGCACCUUCAAGGACCCUAGAUUUAGUGUAUAAUAUAACCUCAACCAAAAACAACUCAACCCAUGAUGUAGUUGUAAGCUCCACAGAAUAGGGCGACCACAGUCGUUUUUAGUUUAGCUGUGGAUCUAUGUAAUUUCUUUGUUGAUUGGCUUUCAUGGCUGAGACUAUAUGUAUUUUAAUUAUUUCUUAGAGUUACGAACUAAUUGUGCAUUAGAAUUUGACCUGGAUGAUAGAUCGAAGACAUAUUUAAUUAUAGUAAUAUACUAUGCAUUAAUUUUCUGUC
Messenger RNA from Glycine soja, 1213 nucleotides. RefSeq names its product probable cytokinin riboside 5'-monophosphate phosphoribohydrolase LOGL10. The transcript has 7 exons. Gene Ontology annotation, cellular component: cytosol; nucleus. Lineage: Eukaryota; Viridiplantae; Streptophyta; Magnoliopsida; Fabales; Fabaceae. The record is from RefSeq and is a predicted model, not a curated record. Gene Ontology annotation, molecular function: hydrolase activity, hydrolyzing N-glycosyl compounds. Bases 216 to 893 code for a protein of 225 amino acids. Gene Ontology annotation, biological process: cytokinin biosynthetic process.